Messenger RNA from Calypte anna (Anna's hummingbird), 4650 nucleotides. It is a transcript of the gene INPP5D, whose product is annotated as inositol polyphosphate-5-phosphatase D. Gene Ontology annotation, biological process: phosphatidylinositol dephosphorylation. NCBI's taxonomy places the organism in Eukaryota, Metazoa, Chordata, Aves, Apodiformes, Trochilidae. The record is from RefSeq and is a predicted model, not a curated record. Gene Ontology annotation, molecular function: phosphatase activity.
CUGGCAGCUCCUGCGGUGGCAUCCAGCUUUCCUCCAGCUCCAGCCAUGGAUCAGUGCUGGUACCACGGCAACAUCACUCGCUCCAGAGCUGAAGACCUGCUCUCCAAAGUAGGCAAGGAUGGCAGCUUCCUCGUGCGGGCCAGCGAGUCCAUUGCUUCAGCGUAUGCACUCUGCGUGCUGUUCCGGAACUGUGUUUACACCUACCGAAUUCUGCCUGAUAAAGAAAAUAAGCUAAUUACCUCUGUUCUCUUUCAGGCAUCAGAAGGUGUUCCUGUGAAGUAUUUUGAGAACUUGGAGGAACUGAUAGAAUUUUUAAAGAAGGAGAAUAUGGGUCUGGUAUGGCACCUCAAUAUCAGCCACGAAGCAGAGGAGACUGCUGAUGAACCAGAGGAGGAUGCUGACCCUCACACCUCCUCUCCUGCCCCACGCAACAUCCUCAUGGCAUUGCCAAGCAGUGAAACAAAGGAGGCACCUCCUCUCCCUGAAACCUCCAGGGUGGCAGACGUUACAUUGUCCCUUUCUGAGACACUCCUCCAGCGACUGCAGCACCAGGACACGAGCAGUGUUUCCGAUGAGCAUCUUAAACUCAUCCAGGAUUACCUACGAGUUCACAUCAUCAGUGACUUUGAGAUGGUGCAGACAGACUCAAGCAAUCUUCCUCAACUGAAGAAACUACUAACACUUCUUUGCAAAGGACUCUUCAGUGAAGCCUCUAGGACACUCCUGUCUCUCGAAUCCAUCCAGAAGGUGUUUGAGCAGCAGCUGCACCCUGGCAUCCAUCAGCGCUCACAGAUGCUUGGUGAAGCCAGUCCAGUCAAUAUCAUACUGAAACUCAAUCAGCUGAUUUCUUUGCUGACUUCCAUUGAAGAAAAGGUGAAAACACUGCUGAUUGAAGGUCCUGACUCAACACACCGACGCUCCCUUAUCCCCCCUGUCACUUUUGAGGUGAAAGCUGAUUCCCUGGGAAUUUUCUCAAAAAUACAUCUCAAGGUUGACGUGGAAAUGGGAAAACUGAUUAUCAAGAGAGCCAAAGAUGGGCCAGAAGACAAGUUUUACACCCACAAGAAAAUCUUGCAGCUUAUCAAGUCCCAGAAGGUCCCCAAUAAACUGGUGAUUGUGCUAGAAACAGAAAAAGAAAAAACGCAGCGGAAGGAAUAUGUUUUUUCUGAUUCCAAGAAGAGAGAAGGGUUCUGCCAGCUUCUGCAGCAAAUGAAGAACAAACACUCGGAGCAACCAGAGCCUGAUAUGAUCACCAUCUUCAUUGGGACCUGGAAUAUGGGUGCUGCACCUCCCCCAAAGAAGAUCUCCUCCUGGUUUCUCUCCAAGGGGCAGGGAAAGACACGUGAUGACACUGCUGACUACAUUCCUCAUGACAUCUAUGUGAUUGGCACCCAGGAGGACCCCCAAGGGGAGAAGGAAUGGCUGGAGACCCUGAGGCAAUCCCUGCAGGAAAUCACCAGUAUCAGCUUCAAAGUGAUAGCAAUCCAUACCCUCUGGAACAUCAGGAUUGUUGUGCUGGCCAAGCCAGAACAUGAGAACCGGAUCAGCCACAUCUGCACAGACAAUGUGAAGACAGGCAUUGCAAACACACUGGGUAAUAAAGGAGCUGUGGGUGUGUCAUUCAUGUUUAAUGGAACCUCCUUUGGGUUUGUUAACAGCCAUUUGACUUCAGGAACUGAAAAGAAACACAGACGCAACCAGAACUACACCAACAUCCUGCGGUUCCUGACUCUGGGAGAUAAGAAACUGAGUCCAUUUAACAUCACCCAUCGCUUCACUCAUCUCUUCUGGCUGGGAGACUUGAACUACCGUGUGGAACAGCCCCCAACGGAAGCAGAGAAUAUUAUCCAGAAGAUCAGGCAGCAGCAAUAUCCGGAGCUGCUGGCUUUCGACCAGCUUCUCAUCGAGAGAAGGGACCACAAGGUGUUUCUGCAGUUUGAGGAAGAAGAGAUUACUUUUGCCCCGACCUACCGCUUUGAAAGAGGUACCCGGGAGAAGUAUGCUUACACCAAGCAAAAAGCUACAGGGAUGAAGUACAAUUUGCCAUCCUGGUGUGAUCGAGUGCUCUGGAAAUCAUACCCCAUGGUGCAUGUUGUGUGUCAGUCCUAUGGCUGCACCACUGAUGUCCUGACGAGUGACCACAGUCCUGUCUUUGCCACCUUUGAAGUAGGAGUCACCUCACAGUUUGUGUCAAAGAAUGACUCCAAGUACAUGGAUUCCCAAGGGGAGAUAGAGUUCCUGCACUGCUAUGCUACUCUGAAGACAAAGUCCCAGACAAAGUUCUACAUCGAGUUCCACUCUAGCUGCUUAGAAAGUUUUGUAAAGAGCCAGGAAGGAGAAAAUGAGGAUGGGAGUGAAGGAGAGCUUGUGGUCAAGUUCAUCAAUGCACUUCCAAAGCUGACUCCAAUUAUUUCAGACCCAGAAUACCUACUUGAUCAACACAUCCUGAUCAGCAUUAAGUCAUCAGACAGUGAUGAGUCUUAUGGGGAAGGCUGCAUUGCCCUGCGAAUAGAAGCAAGAGAAUCCUUGGUUCCUAUCCAUACUGUGCUUACACACCAUGGUGAGAAAACAGGGGUCUUCCAAGGUGAAAUCAAGUUACAGACAUCCCAAGGAAAACAGAGAGAGAAACUGUAUGAUUUUGUCAAGAUUGAACGUGAUGAAAUCAUUGGGCAGAAACCGAAGAACAUCAGCAAUUUAGAGCCUACCAAAGAUGGGGAUCAGACUAACAGAAGGACAAAAUCUACUCAUCUGGUGGCCAGAGAGGCAGCAGCCAUUGCUCGCUAUUGGGGAACUACUUCCUCUUCUCCAGACAACCCAGGAAAGGAGGACAUGUUACGCUCCACUACCACAGACAUCAGCAACCCCAGCUACCUGGGGAUGGCUGCUUUCUCCCAACAACCCUCUGCAACCAGCCAGCUUAAGCAGAUGCCUUCACCUGACCAGCUACCAUCUCACUGGAGCUACGAGCAGCAGCCCAAAGAGACCUCCAUAACAGGGCAGUGUCAGUUGGCCUCCACAUCACCCUCCUUGUCACCUCUGUCUCCAAAAACAUCCCUACAGCCUCCAGCAAACAGAAGCGUUUGUAGUCGGAGUCAAGAGUACCUGCCACCUGAACUUGCAAAAGCCACAACAGAGCCUUUGCUUCAAGAGGAGGGACAGCAGAAGCCAGAGAUGUUUGAGAACCCGCUGUAUGGCUCAAUGGGCUCAAAGGGCAAGAUGGUGUCAAAGAAAGAGCAGGACUAUGCCAAGGCCUCAAGAAGGGAGCAGCUGUCACUGCCUGAUCAGAGCUUUCAUCUCCCAAAGUCCCAGGAGCUGGAGAGCAGCAAGGCCUCUGGCAAACAGCCAUCACCACCUUUCCUGGUGCCCACACAGAGAUUUCGGUCCUAUACCUGCUCCAGCCAGUCUGAAGAGAAGAGCAUGGCUGAAAAGACACAAGGCAAACCCAAGAUGACUCCAGCAUCAGAAAACUCAGCACUGCUCAAAAAGCUAGUCAAGCCCUUGAGGUCUGAAGUCAGCCCAAGCAUCCAGGGACAGCACAAGCCCCCCCUUCCCUCCAAGAGCCGGGCAGUGCUGGACAUGCAGAACCCCAAAGGCCGAGACUAUCGCGACAGUUCAGAGCUGCCACACUCUGGGAAGCAUCGAACAGAAGAAGGACCAUUCAGCAGGACAACCACACCGUGAAAACGACACGGCAGAUGGCAUCCUAGGAGAAUUUCUGAUGGGAAGAAAGAUGGAUAUUACUGCUUUGUUCACACUGAUGUCCUCUGGUCUGGUUCUAAAGGGACUGGGGGUUUUAUUUUUGAGGGUGUAUCCCCCUCUAUGAUUAUCAAAGUUUUCUAUAUGAGAAGUUUAUCCUUUGUUGUUCAGACCAAGAGGAGCCAGGACCAUAAUACCAAAUGCAACUUAGCCUUUUGUAGUGUCACUUUGGUACUCCUGCUAAGAGGCAGAUGCAUGCAUUAGUAAAUGUUUUGAAAAAGAGGAAGGUACGGUUUAAGGACUAGGAGAUGGAAGAGGUGUAUUUAAAGAACCCCCUUUCUACAAAAGCAAAAUUUUUAUUUUGUGUUACAUAAUUCCUUUUAAAGAAUGGGAUGGAAAAGAAGGCAUUUUGAAAGCGGUACAGCUCCAAAAGCAUGCACUACCUGUGGAACAAGGAGUUAAGGGAGGGUGGGCCCCACACAGGGCCAAGUUUGCCUCCAGCAUGAGCUCCCAGGUGGCACACCUGCCCUGUUUCAUGUGGAGUGUGGCUGGCUCCAGGCACUGCAGCUCCUUGUCUUUUUCUGUCAGACAGUGCUGUUGUGCCCCUAACAAGCACAGUGAAACCUUAAACUACAUGCAGAAACAGGAGAAAAGGCAGGGACCAUGGGCAGCCCAGGGGCAUAGCUGCCUGAAGGGAUGGACAGCAGUCAUUCCAGCCUGUCCUACAGCUUUUGAAGGACACUGGCUGGCUGGUUUUGUAGCAUUCUUAACAGACUAAUGCUGACCUUACUGUACACUUUUGUUCAAUGACUGAGAAUGAGUAAUGUUAACACACUUGUAAUUUCUAUUAUAUUCGUGUAAAGUAUUAAUGCUGAAGUUACAAUUAGGUCAUACCUGUUCAUGACUUAAUUGUUGCUGUUGUUGCCACCUUGAUUACUUAAAAAUAAUAAAAUA